Trematosphaeria pertusa is the source of this 2326-nucleotide messenger RNA. Its product is annotated as N-acetylated-alpha-linked acidic dipeptidase-like protein 2. NCBI's taxonomy places the organism in Eukaryota, Fungi, Ascomycota, Dothideomycetes, Pleosporales, Trematosphaeriaceae. The transcript is spliced from 5 exons. The record is from RefSeq and is a predicted model, not a curated record. Bases 108 to 2237 code for a protein of 709 amino acids. Gene Ontology annotation, molecular function: carboxypeptidase activity.
UUAUCGCCGCGAAAGUACCCGCGCCGCCUUUUGCCUGCGCUACUUAAGGCUCGUGUACCCCUACACCAGUCGCAUUGCAUCUUCGUUUUGUAUCAUCAAUUGGCAUCAUGAGGUCAAUCCUAGUCUUAAUUGCCGCCGUUGGCACCCAAGCUUGCCAGCGGGAGCGAACAGUCAAACACGAACACCGCCGCGUCAAGAGGCAGAGUAGCAAUGUUACCUUCCCUCCAGUGUUAGAUACGAAUGAGCAGGUGUUGGUCAAUUCGUUUGAUAAUGCUUCCAUCUCAACAUGGUCGUAUUACUACACACAUGGUGCUCAUGUGGCUGGCACGAACCGAACUAUGGCACAGUGGACAGCCGAUCGCUGGGCCGAGUACGGAUUCACGUCGAGAUUAGACGAAUACUAUGUCUACCUCAAUUACCCGGUCUCGCACUCCCUCCUACUUACCUAUCCGAACGGCAGCAUGUUCACGCCAUCUCUCCAGGAAGAGGUGCUAGCAGUUGAUGAAACGACGAGCUACCCAAACCGCAUUCCCACCUUCCAUGGCUACUCGUUUACCGGUAACGCAUCCGCCGAAUACGUCUACGUUGGGAGAGGUCAACAGGUCGACUUCAACCGUCUCAAAGCCCUCGGAGUCGAGCUUGAGGGCAAGAUUGCCGUGGCAAAGUACGGCGGUCCAUUCCGGGGCUUGAAGGUUAAGAACGCCCAAGAGAAUGGUAUGGUAGGCUGCGUCAUCUUCACUGAUCCCAGCGACGACGGCAACAUGACCGAAGCGAAAGGCGUGACUGCGUACCCCAACGGACCCGCCCGGAAUCCUACUACGGUGCAGAGAGGCAGCGUUCAAUUCCUCAGCAUCUAUCCCGGCGAUCCGACUACACCCGGUUACACGUCUAAGCAAGACUCCCCGAGAGCGGACAAGGGCAAUAGCGUACCACAUAUUCCCUCGCUCCCGAUCUCAUGGAUUGAUGCGCAACCGAUUCUGGAAGCGCUUAAUGGGUAUGGUACUGCCGGCGCAGAGGUGAACCGGACGGGCUGGGUCGGGGCGAUCCCAGGCGUCAACUAUAGCACCGGGCAAGGUGCCGGGGCCAGCCUUUCGAUGAGCAACAUCAUGGAAGACAAAUACACGCCGAUCUGGGACGCAAUAGGCAUCAUUAAUGGCACUAACCAAGACGAGGUCAUCGUCAUCGGCAAUCAUCGAGACGCUUGGAUAGUCGGAGGCGCUGCUGACCCGAAUUCUGGAUCAGCGGUUUUGAUCGAACUGGCAAAGGCUUUCGGAAAGCUCAUGGAAACCGGGUGGAAACCGACUAGGACAAUUGUGCUCUGUAGUUGGGACGCGGAAGAAUAUGGCCUAGUUGGAAGCACGGAGUGGGUGGAAGAGUACAUACCGUGGCUCAAGACCGCCGCUGUUUCUUACCUCAAUAUCGAUGUUGCCGUUUCGGGUCCGCUCCCAGGUAUUGCAGCGACCCCGGACCUCCACAAGAUCUCCACCGACGUGAUGAAGAAGGUUAUCUACCCCUUCCACGGCAACACGAGCCGUACCAUGUAUGAUGUGUGGAUGGAGGUAGAUGGCGAGAUUGGUGUCCUCGGCAGCGGAAGUGACUACACAUCCUUCCUACACCGCGGAAUUGCGUCCAUUGAUAUGGGCGCUGGGAAUGGCCCGAACGAUCCGGUCUACCACUACCACAGCAACUACGAUAGCUACCAUUGGAUGUCUACGUUCGGCGACCCAGGAUUUCUCACGCAUAAGGCUAUGGGACAAUACCUGACGUUGCUAGCCUAUCAUCUAGCCUCUGACUCCGUCCUGCCACUUGAGCCGGCCGACUACGUCCCGGAGCUGAAGACCUACCUCUCGGACCUCAACGAGACCAUCACUUCCUCCAACGGCACUCUCGACCUCUCAACCCUCAACUCUGCAAUUGCCACCUUUACGGAUUCGGCCCAGCAAUUUAACGCCCUCCGCGAGUUUGCCAUCUCGACUAACGAUACGGAACUCCUUACGGUAGUCAACCACAAAGCGCGUGACUUCUCGCGCGGCUUCACUAGCCAGGGUGGACUGCCUGGACGCGAGUUUUUCCAGAACUUGAUAUUCGCGCCGGGUCUGGAUACGGGGUAUGCACCGGUGACUUAUCCGGGAAUCACGGAAAGCAUAACUUUCAGGGAUGAUUUUGGGGCGGCGCAGGACUGGGUGGGAAAGACUGCGGAUGCGAUUUUAGUGGCGGCAAGCAUGUUGAAGACAUAGUGAGUAUUUCUUACUCUGUCUGCACGGGCCGAGGAUGCUUUGAAUAGACGGCUAGAACCAGUAAUAUCGAAGACACAAAGUUCGUCAUC